AUAGUAGGAAAUAAUAAUAAUUCCUUUAAUUUUUAUACAAUGAAAAUAUUCACACGUAGUAUUAUUACAUCACUCUUUCUUCUUAUAAACUUAAUAAUUUGGAAUUUACUACUAACAAGUAGUUGGAAAAUGUCAUUUAAACAUAUUAGUACAUUUAUGACACUGAUCUACGUUCAUGGCGGUGAUGAUGCACGUCUGAAUCAUUAUGAUGCUAUGAGAUUUUGUCAACAAUUGCCUAAAAAUAUUCAUCUUCUCAAUGAAAAAUUAAUCAAGAAUGCUACAGCGCAUAAUGUUUCAUUGAAAGAUUAUAUGAAUACAACAUUGAAUAAUAAAGUUAAUCAUAGUGUUGAUAAUCAAUGGGAAAAUUAUAUUCUACACGGUGAUUUAGUCUCUAUUCAUAGUUCAACUAUGAUACAUGUUAUUAUGGGUUGGAUUUUAUCUGUAGAACCAAGACAAUUUUGGAUUGGUGGUUUAAUUAAAUUAAUUGUACAUGAAUUCAAUGGUGAACAUAGACAUUUAAUACAAACAUGGACAGAUCGUACACCUGUGACUGUACGAUUUCUGCAUCAUCAUAGUCCGGUGUUAGAGCGGCUACAACCGAAUGAAAUUGCUUGUUUAUCGAUUGAUUAUGCCAGUGGUAAAUGGGGUGUGCAUUAUUGCACUGAAACUAAAUAUUUUGUAUGUGAAUUAUUAAGAUUACCAAAUAGACGAGUGAUAAUUACUGGAAAACAAAUCAAUGCACACAUCAAUGCUACUACUACUACUAUCGUGUUACACCGUAAUCAUACUACAACUAAUACAACUUCACCAACAGUCUUAAUUAUUCAAUUCCCUAUGCAUCAUCACUUGAAUAAUAAUAUUAAUAAUAAUAUGACAGUUAUUAAUAAAAAUAUCACCAAUUCAACAAUGGUGAAUAUGAUCACCACACCAAGUACUAAUCUGUUGAAUACAACAAAUCAAACAACCGCAAAAAUAGUGUAAAGAAUAUAAACUCUACAAUAUGCUGAAAUUAAAAAUAAAAAAGGUUUGUCUGCCAUGUUACGUGUUAUUGAUUAAUUUUUGAAAAAAUAAAUCGAAUAUUUAUUGAAUUAUC
Molecule: messenger RNA, 1093 nt
Organism: Schistosoma turkestanicum
Lineage: Eukaryota; Metazoa; Platyhelminthes; Trematoda; Strigeidida; Schistosomatidae
Source: the annotation of a GenBank genome assembly